GGCGAUUUUCUAGAUUGUUGGAAAUUCGAUUUUCUAUAAACUGGAAAAUCCCCACGGAAUUCCCAUAUGUACUCUUUGAAAUUCGCCGAGCAUUUUCCAUAAAUAAUUUCCAACCUUACAGUGUAUAAGUAUAAAUAACGUGAAUGACAUGAAUAUUCAGUUCAUUGACUGUAAGUCGAAUAUUUUUUAAACAAAGAAACUUACAGAACCUAAGACGCGUCAUUUUGUAGAGAAACGUUUGCUUUAUAAUUCUAGAUAUUCUACAUCUGUUCAUGUGCUUUCGUUAAAAAGAUAUCGGCAUUGCAAAAUGUCAACAUUUCGUCACUGAAUUUUAUCUGGCCAUGCCGUAUAAUUUCCAUAAAUCUGAGGGUUUGUGCCAACUACGCGAAAUGUAAUAUUAAAAUUUUGAGGAUUUGUAUGACUACACUGUAACGGUUUUAUGACAUCUGAACGACUUCUUGAGAUACAUUUCUUUAGCAUCGAAGGGUCUUUUAUUCAAACCAACCUCUAAUUCACGCCGCCCAAGAGCAAGAGGCGCUGUAUAUUCUUUCAUUCAUUAUAUAAACGCAGUAUACAGAGAACGAAAGAGAGAGAGAGAGAGAGAAGAAGAAGAAAGAGCUACCAGUCAAAUUUCGAUUUAUCAUCCAAUACAAUUCAAACGCUAAUACAAUUGGUGUUAAACAACAAUUUCUUCAAAUUUAAAGGAUAUUUCUUUAAACAGAUCAAAGGUACUGCAAUGGGUACAGCAUUUGUCCCACCGUACGCCAACAUUUAUGUUUUCAACAAUGAGAUCCAUCCUUUAUUUAACUAUAUUAAAAAAUAUCCGUCAUUUUCGUUUUAUUGAUGACGUCUUAGCAUUCGUUUUCUGUCAAUCAGCAAGUCAAGUCGAUGAACUGUUAACACUACUAAACCAUAACAACAAUUUGAAAUAUACAUUUGACACUAGUCAAACAAAUAUCCAUUUUUUAGACGUUAAUAUCAUUAUUAAUCAUACACUUAACCGCAUUGAAACAUCGUUAUUUAUCAAAUCGUCAAACACGUUCCAAUACCUGGAAUAUUCAUCAUCGCACCCUCGAUACAUUAUCAAUAACAUCGCCUAUAGUCUAUCAAACAGAAUUAUUCGCAUCUGCUCAUCGAAUACUAAUAAAUGAAAAGCAAAAUAACAACAAUAACAGUUAUUACAAUAUUAUUGUCCCAUAUCAUCAACAACUACCAUCAAUCAAGCAGUUUUUGGGCGAACAAUUUUCUUCAGAACUAUUAACAAAUCACCGUCUCGUCUAUACGUGUUCACCAAAUUUAGGUCGAUUACUAACAAGAUCAAAAUAUCCACCGUCGUUUAGAUUAAUCACACCAACUCCGGAUCCACCACCUACAACCGGCUGCAGUAAAUAUUACGAUCCAAUCUGUGUGACAUGUUUACAUUUAACUCAUAGUUCCUGGUUCUUAUCAACAUCCACAAAUAAAACAUACAACAUCCCAUACCCAUAA
Didymodactylos carnosus is the source of this 1488-nucleotide messenger RNA. NCBI's taxonomy places the organism in Eukaryota, Metazoa, Rotifera, Eurotatoria, Philodinida, Philodinidae. The record is from the annotation of a GenBank genome assembly.